Messenger RNA from Fusarium keratoplasticum, 1536 nucleotides. RefSeq lists its product as uncharacterized. The transcript has a single exon. Gene Ontology annotation, biological process: protein phosphorylation. Bases 1 to 1536 code for a protein of 511 amino acids. Gene Ontology annotation, molecular function: ATP binding; protein serine/threonine kinase activity. NCBI's taxonomy places the organism in Eukaryota, Fungi, Ascomycota, Sordariomycetes, Hypocreales, Nectriaceae. The record is from RefSeq and is a predicted model, not a curated record.
AUGAUAAGCCAGGCGCCCACCGCGGUCACCACCGUCCGCGGCUUCCAGGCUACACCUGUCGCCUCUGGCGACGAGGACUCCGACCAUGGACACAACGAGACUCCAAGACGCAAGAACCAUGGCGGACGAACCCUCAUCAACGAUGUCGUCAGCGCCAACUGCAGCCCUACCAUUCGCGCCACAUCCUCCCCUGCCAUGUCGGGCAUCGCCAAGUUGCGCUUGCAGAUGGAGCCUCUGAGCCUUGACGGCGGCUCUCCCUGCCACUCCAUGAGCCGCGCCGGAAGUCAGCAAGGCCUGGAAUUUCGAAAGCAAAUCAUCAGCCGCACCCAGAGCCGAGAGGAUGUCCGCAGCGAGGCCGGUAGCGAGGGCUCGGAGGGCUCCGUUAGUUACGAAGUCAACCUCGAAAACGACUUUGUCAGCGAGAGUGUCCGCGGACGUAGUGGAUACUUUGAAACCCUUGAGGGUGGUCUCAACCCCAACCGCAAGAUGACUUCGGAGGAUUUUGAGCAGCUUCGGUGUCUUGGCAAGGGUACCUACGGCACCGUCCUCCUUGUUAAGCAGCGCGCAACUGGACGGCUCUACGCGCAGAAGCAGUUCAAGAAGGCCUCACUGGUGGUUCACAAGAAGCUGGUUGAGCAGACCAAGACCGAGCGACAGAUUCUUGAGUCGGUCAACAGGCACCCUUUUGUCGUCAAGUUGUUCUAUGCCUUCCAGGAUCAGGAACAGCUGUAUUUGAUUCUCGAAUAUGGACAGGGCGGUGAACUCUUUACCCACCUGAACACAGAGAAGAUGUUUUCGGAGGAUGUGGCGUCGUUUUACAUGGCAGAGAUGCUCCUGGCCAUUUCGCACCUCCACAAUGACCUGGGCGUCGUCUACCGUGAUCUCAAGCCUGAGAACUGCCUCCUGGAUGCGGAUGGCCACCUGCUGCUCACCGACUUUGGGUUGUCCAAGGUGGCUGUCGACCAGAACGAGAGCUGCAACUCGAUGCUCGGGACGGUCGAGUACAUGGCGCCUGAGGUUGUGCUGGGCAAGAAGUACGGCAAGGCGGUUGACUGGUGGUCGUUUGGCGCACUCGGAUACGACUUGAUGACCGGAAACCCGCCAUUCCGUGGACAAAAUCAUGCUAAGAUCCAGGACAACAUCGUCAAGCAGAAGCUAGUGCUUCCAUACUUCUUGAGCCCAGAUGCCAAGGACCUUCUCACUCGCCUUCUUCGCAAGGACCCCAAGAAGCGACUCGGCGCGGUGAUGCCCAAGGACCUCCAGACCAUGAAGAAGCAUCGAUUCUUCCGCAAGCUCGACUGGAAGAAGUUAGCGGCCCGGGAGCUUGAGCCGCCGAUCCAACCCAUGAUCACGGACCCCGAGCUGGCCGAGAACUUCGCCCCCGAGUUCACGGAGCUAUCCAUCAGCCCGACAAUGACCAACAAGGAUGCCUGGCCCCGGAGCGCCCCUAAGGAUGACCUCUUUGGCGGGUUCAGCUUUGUGGCAUCGUCGAGCUUGCUGAACAACGAUGCGUUCGCAGCCUUUGCUCAGACCUGA